Molecule: messenger RNA, 1620 nt
Organism: Lindgomyces ingoldianus
Lineage: Eukaryota; Fungi; Ascomycota; Dothideomycetes; Pleosporales; Lindgomycetaceae
Exons: 3
Coding region: 1-1620 (539 amino acids)
Source: RefSeq, a predicted model, not a curated record
AUGCCGGUUAUUCCGCCUAAGACUAAGAGAGAUGGUUUUGAUGCUGGCUCUCAGAGCGAUAGGAUUCGAGGAAGUUGGUGGUUGCAGGUGAAGGCGGACGACUACCUUGUCCGAGGUUAUGGAGAAAUGGGUUUCUAUGGGAAGUUGAAGAUGCUAUUGAAAGAAAAGGGUGUCACGGAUUGCGAAUGGUCAUAUGCCUACCUCGUCACAGCUCCGCGCUUCCUCGGAUACUCAUUCAACCCAGUCUCCUUCUGGUAUAUCUACGACCAGUCGGAUCAACUCAACAAAAUGAUUCUCGAGGUCAACAAUACCUUCGGCGAGCGGCGAGUAUACGUACUAGAUGGCACCAGUCCAGCCACUUCGCUGGUUUCCGGUUCUGGAGCAUUGGAGUCAGAUGUCGGGAAGUUGCAAUUUACGGAUGUCUGGUUGAAGGAUUUCCAUGUGUCGCCCUUCAACUCUCGCAAGGGCUCAUAUUCUCUCAAGGCCCUCAACCCCUUCCCAGCUGAUGUCUUCACGAGUCCUAUAAUAGAUAAUACUAUUACCCAGAAAUCUUCAAAGGCCCAUGCCAAGAUUGUCGCGCGAGUUUAUUCCACCCACCAACCUUUGGACCCUGCUACCCUUGGUAUCUUUGGAAUCACGAAGUUUGCGCUUGGGUGGUGGUGGGUUGGGCUCUCGACCUUUCCGCGCAUUUUGAAGGAGGCUAAGACGCUUUACUUUCGCCGUCAGUUGAACGUGUGGUACCGACCAGAGGUGCUAACUUCCAGCAUUAGCCGCAUUCCAACGUCAACCGAAAUGGUUCUUCAGGAAAUAUUUGAAAAUUAUCUCAAGCAACUUGUGUGGAACGCUGUCGAGCCUCUUCACGUUACUUAUCACACGUCCAUCCCCAGCCACCCAAAAGAGGAGAUCGCCACGAUGUGCACACCAGGCCGCGAUAUACCUUUGAAACGUAUCGAACUUCGUGUCCUGACCCCGAUCUUUUAUUCACGAUUCGUCCACUAUGCUCACACCUCUGAAGCGUUCGAUCGCGAGUAUCUCUUCACAGAUGAGAAGAACCGCACAAUUUGGAUCUCAAACCCAGAGUUACUCCACCUCUUGCUACCGAACCGAAACACUCCUACCAGCGAACCUGAAUCAUUGGGUAGGCAGAUGUCUUAUCUGAAUGAACUACGAUGGAUGCUGUUGAGGAAAUUAAGAUGUCCGCCUGCAGAAUCAGCAUACCCCACAAAACCAAAACCACCCUCCUUCGAAAUCAGCAACAAACCGUCGCUUCCAUUUUCGGACUUGGACCUAUUCCAGCGAGGGCCUCACGGACGGCUAGACUCGGGCAUAUAUCGGAGAACGGUAAUGCAGGUAUUCUUGGCACAGCGAUUGGCUUUCGGAUUUGUAGAGGUUGUGAAUGGGGUAGAUUUCCUUCUAAGGACCCUGCUGUGUUAUAUUGGAGCUAGGAUGCUGACUACCUGGGCUUUGGAAGCCCAGGCAAACGGCUUCAAUAGAAGACUGAAGUUGGUUGAAGGGACAUGUAUAGCGGAGCUCAUAGGGGCAAACACGGGGAGAUGGUGGCUCUUUGGCCUGGGGUUAUGGGUUUGUUCAUGCAAUCUCUAUGGAUUGGCGAAAGGAUAG